Molecule: messenger RNA, 2130 nt
Organism: Neoarthrinium moseri
Lineage: Eukaryota; Fungi; Ascomycota; Sordariomycetes; Amphisphaeriales; Apiosporaceae
Exons: 3
Coding region: 1-2130 (709 amino acids)
Molecular function (GO): protein binding
Source: RefSeq, a predicted model, not a curated record
AUGAGCAAUUCAGGUGCGACAGCUCUCAUCGCAACGUGCUUGCGCCUGGCAAAACAGGCCUCGUCUGGAGCUGAGGAGAUCGAGAACAUAUUAGUUGAUAGGGUUAAUGAGGCCGAGACAGCAGAGUUGCAGAACCUACGAUUAUUAGCGACAAAAUUACAACAAUUGAGCAAUGAUGCAGCCUCGCUACAGGAAGCACUACAGCCGCACUCGAUUCUAUCAGAUGAAUUUAAAGCAACGUUAUCGACCCAGCUGUCAAAAUGCGAUGCCACAGCAUCCAUAGUCAUCAAACAGGUUAUGAGACUCGCAAAGGGCACACCCAGAGAAGCAAUCAACAGGGCAGUCAUCAUGCAGUAUGAGUUGUUCGCGGAGUCGACUGCGAGACUCCUCUUCAUUGCGACGCAAUUGGCCUCCAGCGGCUCUGCACAGAGUGAACGAGCGCAUCUCGGGGGCCAGGACACCAGACUGCUCUUAGCCGCAGUAUCAUCGGCGUGUCAAGAUACUGAAAGGUCAGCCGGUAUACUCCUAGAUGCAGAUACCAUCAGAUACACUGAGUCUUCGGGACCAGAUGCAUUUGACAUGAGACCUCCCGCAUAUGCUGCAAGAGAGGCUCUACCUCCGCCUUUUCAUGAACCGUCCACUUCUGUCUACUCAAAUACUGGCUCCGGCGAAGCGGACACAGGCGACGGCGUCGGUGGAAGUAGCAGCAGCAACAACCAAUCGUCCAGUGGCUUUCUUAGCUCUCUAGCAAGGCCAUUUAUGGCUGCCACCGCCGCAUUCCGGGCCAAGCCAGAGCCUUUAGUAGUGCCACUCUGUCACGCUGCCAUGACGGGCAAUGUAGUCCAGAUAAGGUCGUUGCUUAGCGAGGGGGCCAACAUCAACGGGCGAAACGAAAAGGGCCAGACUGCCCUCAUAUGUGCCAUAAUUGGUGGCCAGCUCGACGCCGUCCAGAUGCUGCUGAUGGCUGGGGCCGACCACUGCGUCUGUAAUGCUGGCCGCGAAGGCAAACCGCCUCUGUUCCAUGCAAUUGAUUCCGAAAACAGAAAAAUGGCUGAGUUGCUCCUUAGACAUGGCGCCGCUGCCAACCAGAGCGACGAAUGGGGCAAGCCAUACUUCACGGCGCUGGUAACCGGCGAAACGGCACCGGAAUGGAUUGCGCUGUUGCUGUCGCACGGCGCUGAUGCCACCACUAAAGAUAUGUCUGGGCGACCUCUGGUCAUACUGGCAAUGCAGAAGCGCAAGAAUGUUGAAGACCGUGACGAGGUCGUACGUUUACUUCUCCGCCACGGUGCAAAGCCCGACUCUAGCGACGCGACUGGCACGUCCCUUAUCCACAUCUGCGUGCAGCAGAAGCACUAUGAAUUCGUGCAUGAGCUGCUUGCUAUGGGAGCGGAUCCCAACGCCUGCGACAUGUCUGGCAAGUCAUUGCUCGUCACUGCAGUCGACCACGACGACCUCCAACUUGUAAAGGCUCUGCUGCAGCGUGGGGUUGACCCCAAUGCGCGGGACAUAUAUGGAUCAUACUUGAUUACAACUGUUCUGCGAAAUACCAAAUUACCAACCGCCAAUCGGGAGGCUUUGGCUGAGAUUCUCCUCAACCACGGGGCUCGAGGUGACAAGAUGGACUUGUGGGGAGUCACGGCGCUGGAGCACUCUUUGGCCAAUGCUGGGGACAGCGUCGAUGUUACUUCGGGCAACGCGAGAUUCAAGAUACCGGAACUACUUUUGAAACAAGGGGCAGAUCCGGACCAGCGUAUGACAAAGAUAUCCGGCAGGCCGACCCUGCUCUCAUACGCACUCGAACGAAAGCUAUGGAAACUUGCGGGGAUGGCGCUAAAACAUGGGGCUGAUGCCAACCUGAUGGACGAAGAGAAGGGUCGUUCGCCGCUCAUACAGGCGGUGCAGAUAGGAAAUGUGGAUGCGGUGGCAUUACUGCUCCAGCAUGGAGCAAAUGUGAGCCAGUCGGGGCGGACUUUGCCACUUGACGUAGCCAUAGCCAUGGGGAAGCCCGAGAUAAUCGAGCUACUCAAAGCACACGGUGCUGCUUCAGCAAGCAAUACUGCAGGCGGUGACGACGAGAUACAUUUGUCGAAAGAGGAUGGUGUUAAAUUUAGGUGGGAGGAAAUGUAG